This is a messenger RNA of Rattus norvegicus (Norway rat), 18056 nucleotides long. It is a transcript of the gene Ahnak, whose product is annotated as AHNAK nucleoprotein. Bases 253 to 17184 code for a protein of 5643 amino acids. The record is from RefSeq and is marked validated. The transcript has 5 exons. Gene Ontology annotation, cellular component: nucleus; cytoplasm; plasma membrane. NCBI's taxonomy places the organism in Eukaryota, Metazoa, Chordata, Mammalia, Rodentia, Muridae.
GGCCACUCGGAGCAGCUCUGCCGCGGGGACUGCACUGUCCGCCCUGCCAGACCCGUCCCGACUGGGACUCGCUGUCGCCAGCAGUCACAGCACUACGACCUCGGGCCCUUCGCCGGCAAUGGCUGCGUCCUGGGGCUGAGCCCACAGGUUGUGUGACCGAGAUUCCCAAAAAGAGAGAGACUGAUACAGAAAGAGAAGAAGGAGGGGCGGGUUCCUGGCAAGGCGUUUGGUCCUGAGCAGAGUCCUGCAAAGAUGGAGAAGGAGGAAGAGACAACCCGGGAGCUGCUGCUGCCCAACUGGCAGGGCAGUGGCUCCCAUGGGCUGACCAUUGCCCAGAGGGAUGAUGGAGUCUUUGUACAGGAGGUGAUGCAGAACUCCCCUGCGGCCCGCACUGGGGUGGUCAAAGAGGGGGACCAGAUUGUGGGUGCCACCAUCUACUUUGACAACCUGCAGUCUGGUGAGGUGACCCAGUUGCUGAAUACCAUGGGGCAUCACACUGUUGGCUUAAAGUUGCACCGUAAAGGGGACCGAUCCCCCGAACCUGGACAGACUUGGGCCCAUGAAGUCUUCAGUUCCCGUAGCUCUGAGGUGGUUCUGAGCGGGGAUGAUGAGGACUACCAGCGCAUCUACACCACAAAGAUCAAGCCACGCCUGAGGUCAGAGGAUGGAGUAGAAGGGGACCUUGGGGAGACCCAGAGCCGUACCAUCACAGUGACCAGAAGGGUCACAGCCUACACUGUGGAUGUGACCGGUCGGGAAGGAGUGAAGGACAUUGACAUCAGCAGCCCUGAAUUCAUGAUCAAGAUACCGAGGCACGAAGUGACUGAAAUUUCCAACACAGAUGUGGAAACCCAGCCUGGGAAAACAGUGAUCCGACUGCCGUCGGGAUCCGGGGCAGCCUCUCCAACCACGGGCUCUGCUGUGGAUAUCCGGGCAGGUGCCAUUUCUGCCUCAGGACCAGAGCUUGAAGGUGCCAGUCACUCAAAAUUCCAGGUCACUGUGCCUGGGACAAAGGUGGGAAGCCUAGAUGUCAAUGUCAAAGCAAAAGGCUUGGACUUGGGUGGCAAAGGAGGGAUCCAAGUUCCAGGAGUGGACGUUUCGUCUUCUCUUGGGGGUGGCUCAGUAGAGGGACAGGGCCCAUCCCUCCAGAGUGGUGAUAUCGGGAAAGUUAAAAUUCCUACCAUGAAGAUGCCAAAAUUUGGUGUCUCAGCAGGCCUGGAGGGCCAGAUACCAGAGGGAGGGCUGAAUGUUUCUGCACCUGAAUUCUCUGUGGGACACAAGGGUGAUAAGCCAGGCUUGGCUAUUGGGGGAAACAUCCAGGCUCCUCAUCUGGAAGUAAGUACCUCCUCUGUCAAUAUUGAGGGGCUUGAGGGGAAGCUGAAGGGUCCCCAGAUCACUGGGCCAUCACUCAAGGGUGACUUAGGCCUGAAAGGUACCAAGCUGCAAGGGAACAUAGGAAUGGAUGAUGCCUGUGCUUCCAAAAUUGAGGGCAGCAUCACUGGUCCCUGUGUGGAAAUUGGAACCCCUGAUGUUGAUGUUCAUGGGCUAGGGGGAAAACUGAAUGUGCCUAAGUUCUCUGCAUCAGGUUCAAAGGGAGAGGGAGUUGGCAUUGAUGUGGCACUGCCCACAGGCAAAGUGACCCUUCCUGGGGUCUCUGGGGAUGUCAAUCUGCCUGAGAUUGCUACUGGUGGGCUUGAAGGGAAGAUGAAGGGUGCUAAAGUCAAGACUCCUGAAAUGAUUGUCCAGAAACCUAAAAUCUCCAUGCAGGAUGUGGAUCUGAGCCUUGGGUCCUGUAAACUGAAAGGAAAUAUGAAGGUAUCUGCUCCUGAGGUGAAAGGUGGCGUUAAAGGCCCUCAGGUGGCAGUUAAAGGCUUCGGAGUGGACACUGAGACACCAAACUUAGAGGGGACCUUAACGGGACCCAAGCUCAGCAGCCCUUCUGGAAAAAUAGGGACCUGUAGGAUUUCUAUGGCAGAUGUAGACUUAAAUGUAGCUGCACCUAAAGGGAAAGGGGGUAUAGAUGUCACUCUCCCCAAAGUAGAAGGAAAAGUCAAAGGUCCUGAAGUUGAUGUCAAAGGCCCCAAAACAGACAUCAGUGCCCCAGGUGUGGAAGUUCAUGGUCCAGAAUGGAACUUGAAGAUGCCCAAGUUCAGCAUCCCAGGAGUCAAAGGAGAAGGUGCAGACGUAAAUGUUCCUUUGGCCAAAGGAGAUAUCAGUCUUUCAGGGCCUAAGGUCAAUGUAGAAGCUCCAGAUGUCAAUGUGGAAGGUCUGGGUGGCAAACUUAAAGGCCCUGACAUUAAUCUUCCUGAAGGAAGUGUCAAGACUCCAAAGAUUUCUAUGCCUGAUGUGGAUCUGCACAUCAAAGGGCCAAAGGUGAAGGGAGAGUAUGAUGUAACAACACCAAAGCUUGAGGGGGAACUGAAAGGCCCUAAAGUGGACACUGACAUCCCACAAGUGGAUGUGCAUGGCCCAAACCUGAAGAUUCCCAAGAUGAAGAUGCCCAAAUUCAGUGUGCCAGGGUUCAAAGCAGAGGGCCCAGAAGUGGAUGUGAACUUGCCCAAGGUAGACAUCGACAUUUCUGGGACUAAGGUGGAGGUCAGUGCUCCAGAUGUAAGCAUUGAAGGACCAGAAGGGAAGUUGAAAGGGCAUAAGUUUAAAAUGCCUGAAAUGAAUAUUAGAGCUCCAAAGAUCUCCAUGCCAGAUGUGGACUUACACUUAAAAGGCCCCAAUGUAAAGGGAGAAUAUGAUGUCACAGUGCCAAGGGCAGAAGGUGAGAUUAAAGUUCCUGAUGUUGAACUUAAAAGUGCUAAAGUAGACAUUGAUGUUCCAAAUGUGGAUGCUCAAGGUCCUGAAUUGCAUAUGAAGAUGCCCACGAUAAAAAUGCCCAAGUUUGGCAUGCCAGGCUUCAAGGCAGAGAGCCCAGAAGUGGAGAUGAAUCUCCCUAAGGCUGACAUUGAUGUCUCAGGACCCAAGGUGGAUGUUAAAGUUCCAGAUGUGAACACUGAAGGACUGGAAGGAAAACUGAAGGGUCCUAAGCUGAAGAUGCCUGAGAUGAAUAUCAAGGCCCCAAAGAUCUCCAUGCCUGACGUGGAUUUGCAUAUGAAAGGUCCCAAGGUAAAAGGAGAGUAUGAUGUCACAAUGCCAAAGCUGGAAGGAGACUUGAAAGGCCCCAAAGUAGAUGUCAGUGCUCCAGAUGUUGAUGUUCAUGGUCCUGAUUGGAACAUGAAAAUGCCAAAGAUUAAAAUGCCCAAAUUUACCAUGCCUAGUCUCAAAGGAGAAGGCCCAGAGUUGGAUGUGAGCAUGCCCAAAGCUGAUGUGGACAUUUCUGUACCAAAGCUAGAUAUUAGUGCUCCAGACUUGAACCUUGAGGGACCAGAAGGGAAGUUGAAAGGCCCCAAAUUUAAGAUGCCUGAGAUGCACUUCAAGGCUCCAAAGAUGUCCCUACCAGAUGUGGACCUGGAUCUCAAAGGACCCAAAAUGAAAGGAAAUGUAGACAUGUCCGCACCAAAAAUAGAGGGAGAGAUGAAAGUUCCAGAUGUGGACAUUAAAGGUCCAAAUGUGGAUGUUCAGAGCCCAGACUGGAGCCUGAAGAUGCCAAAGAUGAAGAUGCCCAAGUUCAGUAUGCCUACUCUCAAAGGUGAGGGCCCGGAUGUGGAUGUGAGCCUGCCUAAGGCUACUAUUGAUGUCUCAGGACCUAAACUUGACAUUGAAACCUCAGAUGUUAGCUUUGAGGGCCCAGAAGGAAAGCUGAAGGGCCCCAAGUUUAAGAUGCCUGAUAUGCAUUUCAAGGCCCCAAAGAUUUCCAUGCCUGAUGUGGACUUAAACAUGAAAGGCCCCAAAGUCAAGGGGGACAUGGAUGUGGCAGUGCCUGAAAUAGAAGGUAAAAUGAAAGUGCCAGAUGUGGACAUCAAAGGCCCCAAAGUGGAUGUUGAUGCUCCAGAUGUGGAUGUGCAGGGCCCAGACUGGCACCUGAAGAUGCCCAAGGUGAAGAUGCCCAAGUUCAGUAUGCCUGGCUUCAAAGCAGAGGGCCCAGAGGUGGAUGUGAGCCUGUCCAAGGCUGACCUUGAUGUGUCAGGGCCCAAGGUGGACAUUGAUGUUCCAGAUGUGAAUAUUGAAGGUCCAGAUGCAAAACUGAAGGGCCCCAAGUUCAAGAUGCCUGAGAUGAACAUCAAGGCCCCCAAGAUCUCCAUGCCUGACUUUGAUCUGAAUCUGAAAGGCCCCAAAGUGAAGGGUGAUAUGGACGUGUCUCUUCCCAAAGUGGAAGGUGAGAUUAAAGUUCCUGAAGUUGACAUCAAAGGCCCCAAAGUGGACAUUGAUGUUCCAGAUGUGGAUGUGCAGGGCCCAGACUGGCACCUGAAGAUGCCCAAGAUGAAGAUGCCCAAGUUCAGUAUGCCUGGCUUCAAAGCAGAGGGCCCUGAGGUGGAUGUGAGUCUGCCCAAGGCUGACCUUGAUGUGUCAGGACCCAAGGUGGACAUUGAUGUUCCAGAUGUGAACAUUGAGGGGCCAGAAGGAAAACUGAAGGGCCCCAAGUUUAAGAUGCCUGAGAUGCACUUCAAGGCCCCCAAGAUUUCCAUGCCUAACAUUGACUUAAACCUGAAAGGCCCCAAAGUCAAGGGGGACAUGGAUGUGGCAGUGCCUGAAAUAGAAGGUGAAAUGAAAGUGCCAGAUGUGGACAUCAAAGGUCCCAAAGUGGACAUCAAUGCUCCAGAUGUGGAUGUGCAGGGCCCGGACUGGCACCUGAAGAUGCCCAAGAUCAAAAUGCCCAAGUUCAGUAUGCCUGGCUUCAAAGCAGAGGGCCCUGAGGUGGAUGUGAGCCUGCCCAAGGCUGACCUUGAUGUGUCAGGACCCAAGGUGGACAUUGAUGUUCCAGAUGUGAAUAUUGAAGGUCCAGAUGCAAAACUAAAAGGUCCAAAAUUUAAGAUGCCAGAAAUGAACAUAAAGCCUCAGAAGAUAUCCAUGCCAGAUGUUAGCUUGAAUUUGAAAGGCCCUAAGGCAAAAGCAGAAUAUGAUGUCUCAGUUCCUAAAGUGGGAGGAGAAAUAAAAGCUCCUGCUGUUGACCUCAAAGGCCCCAAAGUAGAGGCACCAGAUGUGGAAGUUCAUGGCCCAGAUUGGCACCUGAAGAUGCCCAAGGUAAAAAUGCCCAAGUUCAGCAUGCCUGGCUUCAAAGCAGAGGGCCCAGAAGUAGAUGUGAACCUUCAAAAGGCCAAUAUUGAUGUCUCAGGGCCCAAAAUGGACAUUGAUGUUCCAGAUGUGAAUAUUGAGGGUCCAGAAGGGAAACUAAAGGGUCCCAAGUUCAAGAUGCCAAGCAUGAGUAUACAGACACACAAAAUCUCUAUGCCUGAUGUUGGACUGAAUUUGAAAGGACCUAAACUGAAAAGUGGUGUAGAUGUUUCUCUUCCAAAAGUGGAGGGAGAUUUGAAAGGUCCCGAAGUUGAUGUAGAUGUUGGUGAUGUUGAUAUUGAAUGUCCAGAAGGGAAGCUGAAAGGUCCCAAGUUCAAGAUGCCUGACAUGCACUUCAAGGCCCCCAAGAUUUCCAUGCCUGAUGUGGACUUACAUCUGAAAGGCCCCAAAGUCAAGGGGGACAUGGAUGUGGCAGUGCCUGAGAUAGAAGGUGAAAUGAAAGUGCCAGAUGUGGACAUCAAAGGUCCCAAAGUGGACAUCAAUGCCCCAGAUGUGGAUGUGCAGGGCCCAGACUGGCACCUGAAGAUGCCCAAGGUGAAGAUGCCCAAGUUCAGUAUGCCUGGCUUCAAAGCAGAGGGCCCAGAGGUGGAUGUGAGCCUGCCCAAGGCUGACCUUGAUGUGUCAGGACCCAAGGUGGACAUUGAAGUUCCUGAUGUGAACAUUGAGGGACCAGAAGGAAAACUGAAGGGCUCUAAAUUUAAGAUGCCCAAGUUGAAUAUCAAAGCUGCCAAGAUCUCCAUGCCAGAUGUGGACUUGAAUUUGAAAGGGCCCAAACUGAAAGGAGAGAUAGAUGCUUCUGUGCCAGAAAUGGAAGCUGAUCUCAGAGGUCCUCAAAUUGAUGUCAAAGGGCCGAGUGUGGAUGUGGAAGUGCCUGAUGUUGACCUGGAGUGUCCUGAGGCAAAGCUGAAGGGCCCCAAGUUCAAGAUGCCUGACAUGCACUUCAAGGCCCCCAAGAUCUCCAUGCCUGAUGUGGACUUACAUCUGAAAGGCCCCAAAGUCAAGGGGGACAUGGAUGUAACAGUGCCAAAGUUAGAGGGAGAAUUAAAAGGGCCGAGUGUGGAUGUGGAUGUGCCUGAUGUUGACCUGGAGUGUCCUGAGGCAAAGCUGAAGGGCCCCAAGUUCAAGAUGCCUGACAUGCACUUCAAGGCCCCCAAGAUCUCCAUGCCUGAUGUGGACUUACAUCUGAAAGGCCCCAAAGUCAAGGGGGACAUGGACGUAACAGUGCCAAAGUUAGAGGGAGAAUUAAAAGGGCCGAGUGUGGAUGUGGACGUGCCUGAUGUUGACCUGGAGUGUCCUGAGGCAAAGUUGAAAGGCCCCAAGUUCAAGAUGCCUGACAUGCACUUCAAGGCCCCCAAGAUCUCCAUGCCUGAUGUUGAUUUCAACUUAAAGGGUCCUAAAAUCAAAGGAGAUAUUGAUGUUUCAGUUCCAAAACUUGAAGGUGAAUUAAAGGGCCCAGAACUGGAUGUCAAGAGCCCCAAAUUGGAUGCCAAUAUACCAGAAGUAGCUGUGGAAGGCCCAGAAGGUAAAUGGAAAAGCCCCAAGUUCAAGAUGCCAGACAUGCACUUCAAAGCUCCAAAAAUCUCCAUGCCAGACAUUGAUCUUCACUUAAAGAGUCCAAAGAUAAAGGGGGAUGUAGAUGUAGAUGUUCCCAAAUUGGAAGGAGACCUCAAAGGGCCAAACGUUGACAUGAGUGGGCCAGACGUUGAGAUUGAAGGACCAGAAGGCAAAUUGAGAGGCCCAAAGUUCAAGAUGCCUGACAUGAACAUCAAGGCCCCCAAGAUCUCCAUGCCUGACAUUGAUUUACAUCUUAAGGGUCCCAAAGUGAAGGGUGAUGUAGAUGCUUCUCUUCCCAAAGUGGAAGGUGACCUCAAAGGCCCAGAGGUUGACAUCAAAGGCCCCAAAGUGGACAUUGACGUUCCAGAUGUGGAUGUGCAGGGCCCAGACUGGCACCUGAAGAUGCCCAAGGUGAAGAUGCCCAAGUUCAGUAUGCCUGGCUUCAAAGCAGAGGGCCCAGAGGUGGAUGUGAGCCUGCCCAAGGCUGACCUUGAUGUGUCAGGACCCAAGGUGGACAUUGAUGUUCCAGAUGUGAAUAUUGAAGGUCCAGAUGCAAAACUGAAGGGUCCUAAGUUCAAGAUGCCUGAGAUGAACAUCAAGGCCCCCAAGAUCUCCAUGCCGGAUUUGCAUCUUAAGGGGCCCAAAAUAAAGGGUGAUGUAGAUGUUUCUCUUCCCAAAGUGGAAGGUGAGAUUAAAGUUCCUGAAGUUGACAUCAAAGGCCCCAAAGUGGAUGUUGACGUUCCAGAUGUGGAUGUGCAGGGCCCAGACUGGCACCUGAAGAUGCCCAAGAUGAAGAUGCCCAAGUUCAGUAUGCCUGGCUUCAAAGCAGAGGGCCCUGAAGUGGAUGUGAGCCUGCCCAAGGCUGACCUUGAUGUGUCAGGGCAAAAAGUGGACAUUGAUGUUCCAGAUGUGAAUAUUGAAGGUCCAGAUGCAAAACUGAAGGGCCCCAAGUUCAAGAUGCCUGAGAUGAACAUCAAGGCCCCCAAGAUCUCCAUGCCUGACUUUGAUCUGAAUCUGAAAGGCCCCAAAGUGAAGGGUGAUGUGGACGUGUCUCUUCCCAAAGUGGAAGGUGAGAUUAAAGUUCCUGAAGUUGACAUCAAAGGCCCCAAAGUGGACAUUGAUGUUCCAGAUGUGGAUGUGCAGGGCCCAGACUGGCACCUGAAGAUGCCCAAGAUGAAGAUGCCCAAGUUCAGUAUGCCUGGCUUCAAAGCAGAGGGCCCUGAAGUGGAUGUGAGCCUGCCCAAGGCUGACCUUGAUGUGUCAGGACCCAAGGUAGACAUCGAUGUUCCAGAUGUGAAUAUUGAAGGUCCAGAUGCAAAACUGAAGGGCCCCAAGUUCAAGAUGCCUGAGAUGAACAUCAAGACCCCCAAGAUCUCAAUGCCAGAUUUGAAUCUUAAUCUUAAAGGCCCCAAUGUGAAAGGAGAUGUGGAUGUUUCCAUUCCAAAUGUAGAGGGCGAUUUGCAAGGCCCUUCACUUGACAUUAAGAGCCCAAAAUUGGAUGUAAAUGCUCCAGACAUUGACAUUCAUGGUCCUGAGGGCAAAUUAAAAGGUCCCAAACUGAAAAUGCCUGACAUGCAUGUGAACAUGCCCAAGAUCUCCAUGCCGGACAUUGACUUGAAUUUAAAGGGCUCAAAAGUCAAGGGAGAUGUUGAUAUCUCUGGACCCAAACUAGAGGGUGACAUUAAAACUCCAAAAGUGGAUGUGAAGGGCCCAGAAUUGGACAUUUCUGCUUCUAAGGUCAAUAUUGAUGCGAAAGGAAAGAAAUCUCGUUUUAAGCUUCCUAAAUUUAAUUUUUCUGGGUCCAAAGUUCAGACACCUGAAGUGGAUGUCAAACUUAAAAAGCCAGAUGUUGAUGUAACAGCUCCAAAAGUUGAUAUUAACGCUCCAGAAGUUGAAGUCCAAGGCAAAGUGAAAGGACCCAAGUUUAAAAUGCCUUUCCUGAGCAUUUCAUCUCCCAAAGUCUCCAUGCCUGAUGUGGAGCUAAACUUGAAAGGUCCUAAAGUCAAAGGAGAAUUAGAUGCAACAGUCCCAAAUUUAGAAGGAGAUUUCAAAAGUCCCAAAGUGGACAUUAAAGCACCAGAUGUUCAACUUAAUGCCCCAGAUGUGGAUGUUCAUGGUCAAGAAUGGAAUUUGAAAAUGCACAAGAUGAAAAUGCCCAAAUUCAGUGUGUCUGGUGUAAAAGCAGAAGGGCCUGAUGUGGCUGUGGACUUACCAAAAGGAGACAUAAAUAUAGAAGGUCCCAGUAUGAAUAUCGAGGGCCCAGAACUCAAUGUGGAAUGUCCAGAGGGAAGCUUAAAAGGCCCCAAAUUUAAGAUGCCUGAGAUGAAUAUCAAAGCUCCUAAGAUCUCCAUGCCUAACAUUGACUUAAAUCUGAAAGGCCCCAAGGUGAAGGGUGAUGUAGAUGUUUCUCUUCCCAAAGUGGAAGGUGACCUCAAAGGCCCAGAAGUUGACAUCAAAGGCCCCAAAAUGGACAUUGACGUUCCAGAUGUGGAUGUGCAGGGCCCAGACUGGCACCUGAAGAUGCCCAAGGUGAAGAUGCCCAAGUUCAGUAUGCCUGGCUUCAAAGCAGAGGGCCCUGAAGUGGAUGUGAGCCUGUCCAAGGCUGACCUUGAUGUGUCAGGACCCAAGGUAGACAUUGAUGUUCCAGAUGUGAAUAUUGAAGGUCCAGAUGCAAAACUGAAGGGCCCCAAGUUCAAGAUGCCUGAGAUGAACAUCAAGGCCCCUAAGAUCUCCAUGCCUGACAUUGAUUUGCAUCUUAAGGGUCCCAAAAUAAAGGGUGAUGUAGAUGUUUCUCUGCCCAAAGUAGAAGGUGACCUAGAAGGCCCUCACGUUGACAUCAAAGGCCCCAAAGUGGACAUCAAUGCUCCAGAUGUGGAUGUGCAGGGCCCAGACUGGCACCUGAAGAUGCCCAAGAUGAAGAUGCCCAAGUUCAGUAUGCCUGGCUUCAAAGCAGAGGGCCCUGAAGUGGAUGUGAGCCUGCCCAAGGCUGACCUUGACGUGUCAGGACCCAAGGUGGACAUUGAUGUUCCAGAUGUGAAUAUUGAAGGUCCAGAUGCAAAACUGAAGGGCCCCAAGUUCAAGAUGCCUGAGAUGAACAUCAAGGCCCCCAAGAUCUCCAUGCCUAACAUUGACUUAAACCUGAAAGGCCCCAAAGUAAAGGGUGAUGUGGACAUGUCUCUUCCCAAAGUAGAAGGUGAGAUUAAAGUUCCUGAGGUUGACAUCAAAGGCCCUAAAGUGGACAUCAAUGCUCCAGAUGUGGAUGUGCAGGGCCCAGACUGGCACCUGAAGAUGCCCAAGGUGAAGAUGCCCAAGUUCAGUAUGCCUGGCUUCAAAGCAGAGGGCCCAGAGGUGGAUGUGAGCCUGCCCAAGGCUGACCUUGAUGUGUCAGGACCCAAGGUGGACAUUGAUGUUCCAGAUGUGAAUAUUGAAGGUCCAGAUGCAAAACUGAAGGGCCCCAAGUUCAAGAUGCCUGAGAUGAACAUCAAGGCCCCCAAGAUCUCCAUGCCUAACAUUGACUUAAACCUGAAAGGCCCCAAAGUGAAGGGUGAUGUGGACAUGUCUCUUCCCAAAGUAGAAGGUGAGAUUAAAGUUCCUGAGGUUGACAUCAAAGGCCCCAAAGUGGACAUUGAUGUUCCAGAUGUGGAUGUGCAGGGCCCAGACUGGCACCUGAAGAUGCCCAAGGUGAAGAUGCCCAAGUUCAGUAUGCCUGGCUUCAAAGCAGAGGGCCCAGAGGUGGAUGUGAGCCUGCCCAAGGCUGACCUUGAUGUGUCAGGACCCAAGGUGGACAUCGAUGUUCCAGAUGUAAACAUUGAAGGUCCAGAUGCAAAACUGAAGGGCCCCAAGUUCAAGAUGCCUGAGAUGAACAUCAAGGCCCCCAAGAUCUCCAUGCCGGAUUUACAUCUUAAGGGUCCCAAAAUAAAGGGUGAUGUAGAUGUUUCUCUUCCCAAAGUAGAAGGUGAGAUUAAAGUUCCUGAAGUUGACAUCAAAGGCCCCAAAGUAGACAUCAAUGCUCCAGAUGUGGAUGUGCAGGGCCCAGACUGGCACCUGAAGAUGCCCAAGAUGAAGAUGCCCAAGUUCAGUAUGCCUGGCUUCAAAGCAGAGGGCCCAGAGGUGGAUGUGAGCCUGCCCAAGGCUGACCUUGAUGUGUCAGGACCCAAGGUGGACAUUGAUGUUCCAGAUGUGAAUAUUGAAGGUCCAGAUGCAAAACUGAAGGGCCCCAAGUUCAAGAUGCCUGAGAUGAACAUCAAGGCCCCCAAGAUCUCCAUGCCUAACAUUGACUUAAACCUGAAAGGCCCCAAAGUGAAGGGUGAUGUGGACAUGUCUCUUCCCAAAGUAGAAGGUGAGAUUAAAGUUCCUGAGGUUGACAUCAAAGGCCCCAAAGUGGACAUUGAUGUUCCAGAUGUGGAUGUGCAGGGCCCAGACUGGCACCUGAAGAUGCCCAAGGUGAAGAUGCCCAAGUUCAGUAUGCCUGGCUUCAAAGCAGAGGGCCCUGAAGUGGAUGUGAGCCUGCCCAAGGCUGACCUUGAUGUGUCAGGACCCAAGGUGGACAUCGAUGUUCCAGAUGUAAACAUUGAAGGUCCAGAUGCAAAACUGAAGGGCCCCAAGUUCAAGAUGCCUGAGAUGAACAUCAAGGCCCCCAAGAUCUCCAUGCCAGAUUUACAUCUUAAGGGUCCCAAAAUAAAGGGUGAUGUAGAUGUUUCUCUUCCCAAAGUGGAAGGUGAGAUUAAAGUUCCUGAAGUUGACAUCAAAGGCCCCAAAGUGGACAUCAAUGCUCCAGAUGUGGAUGUGCAGGGCCCAGACUGGCACCUGAAGAUGCCCAAGAUGAAGAUGCCCAAGUUCAGUAUGCCUGGCUUCAAAGCAGAGGGCCCAGAGGUGGAUGUGAGCCUGCCCAAGGCUGACCUUGAUGUGUCAGGACCCAAGGUGGACAUUGAUGUUCCAGAUGUGAAUAUUGAAGGUCCAGAUGCAAAACUGAAGGGCCCCAAGUUCAAGAUGCCUGAGAUGAACAUCAAGGCCCCCAAGAUCUCCAUGCCUAACAUUGACUUAAACCUGAAAGGCCCCAAAGUGAAGGGUGAUGUGGACAUGUCUCUUCCCAAAGUAGAAGGUGAGAUUAAAGUUCCUGAAGUUGACAUCAAAGGCCCUAAAGUGGACAUCAAUGCUCCAGAUGUGGAUGUGCAGGGCCCAGACUGGCACCUGAAGAUGCCCAAGGUGAAGAUGCCCAAGUUCAGUAUGCCUGGCUUCAAAGCAGAGGGCCCUGAAGUGGAUGUGAGCCUGCCCAAGGCUGACCUUGAUGUGUCAGGACCCAAGGUGGACAUCGAUGUUCCAGAUGUAAACAUUGAAGGUCCAGAUGCAAAACUGAAGGGCCCCAAGUUCAAGAUGCCUGAGAUGAACAUCAAGGCCCCCAAGAUCUCCAUGCCAGAUUUACAUCUUAAGGGUCCCAAAAUAAAGGGUGAUGUAGAUGUUUCUCUUCCCAAAGUGGAAGGUGAGAUUAAAGUUCCUGAAGUUGACAUCAAAGGCCCCAAAGUGGACAUUGACGUUCCAGAUGUGGAUGUGCAGGGCCCAGACUGGCACCUGAAGAUGCCCAAGAUGAAGAUGCCCAAGUUCAGUAUGCCUGGCUUCAAAGCAGAGGGCCCAGAGGUGGAUGUGAGCCUGCCCAAGGCUGACCUUGAUGUGACAGGACCCAAGGUAGACAUCGAUGUUCCAGAUGUGAAUGUUGGAGGACCAGAUGUGAAAGUGAAGGGCCCCAAGUUCAAGAUGCCUGAGAUGAACAUUAAAGCCCCGAAGAUCUCCAUGCCUGACUUUGAUUUGCAUCUGAAAGGCCCCAAAGUGAAGGGUGAUGUGGAUGCUUCCUUGCCUAAAAUGGAAGGCCCCGGUGUGGAUAUUGACAGUCCUGAUGUCAAUAUUGAAGGUCCAGAAGGCAAAUUAAAAGGACCCAAAUUUAAAAUGCCAGACAUGCAUAUCAAAGCUCCCAAGAUCUCCAUGCCUGACUUUGACUUAAAUCUGAAAGGGUCUAAAGUGAAGGGAGAUGUGGAUCUUUCCCUCCCAAAGGUUGAAGGUGAUCUUAAAGGGCCAGAAAUAGACAUUGAGUGCCCUGAAGGAAAACUCAAAGGCCCCAAGUUUAAGAUGCCAGAUGUUCAUUUCAAAACUCCACAAAUCUCAAUGAGUGACAUUGAUUUGAACAUGAAAGGACCUAAGGUAAAAGGAGACAUGGAUAUUUCUGUUCCUAAACUAGAAGGGGACUUGAAAGGUACCAAAGUGGAUGUCAAAGGCCCUAAAAUGGACAUUGACACUCCUGAUAUUGACAUUCAUGGUCCAGAAGGGAAACUGAAGGGCCCUAAGUUUAAAAUGCCUGAUCUCCACCUCAAGGCACCCAAGAUCUCAAUGCCAGACGUUGACCUGAAUCUGAAAGGACCAAAGGUGAAGGGUGAUGUGGAUAUUUCUCUACCUAAAGUGGAAGGUGACCUCAAAGGCCCAGAGGUUGACAUCAAAGGCCCCAAAGUGGACAUCAAUGCUCCAGAUGUGGAUGUGCAGGGCCCAGACUGGCACCUGAAGAUGCCCAAGGUGAAGAUGCCCAAGUUCAGUAUGCCUGGCUUCAAAGCAGAGGGCCCAGAGGUGGAUGUGAGCCUGCCCAAGGCUGACCUUGAUGUGUCAGGACCCAAGGUGGACAUUGAUGUUCCAGAUGUGAAUAUUGAAGGUCCAGAUGCAAAACUGAAGGGUCCUAAGUUCAAGAUGCCUGAGAUGAACAUCAAGGCCCCCAAGAUCUCCAUGCCUGACAUUGACUUAAACCUGAAAGGCCCCAAAGUGAAGGGUGAUGUGGACAUGUCUCUUCCCAAAGUGGAAGGUGAGAUUAAAGUUCCCGAAGUUGACAUCAAAGGCCCCAAAAUGGACAUUGAUGUUCCAGAUGUAAACAUUGAAGGUCCAGAUGCAAAACUGAAGGGUCCUAAGUUCAAGAUGCCUGAGAUGAACAUCAAGGCCCCCAAGAUCUCCAUGCCGGAUUUACAUCUUAAGGGUCCCAAAGUGAAGGGUGAUGUAGAUGUUUCUCUUCCCAAAGUGGAAGGUGAGAUUAAAGUUCCUGAAGUUGACAUCAAAGGCCCCAAAGUGGAUGUUGACGUUCCAGAUGUGGAUGUACAGGGCCCAGACUGGCACCUGAAGAUGCCCAAGGUGAAGAUGCCCAAGUUCAGUAUGCCUGGCUUCAAAGCAGAGGGCCCAGAGGUGGAUGUGAGCCUGCCCAAGGCUGACCUUGAUGUGUCAGGACCCAAGGUGGACAUUGAUGUUCCAGAUGUGAAUGUCGAUGGUCCAGAUAUGAAAGUGAAAGGUCCCAAAUUCAAGAUGCCUGAGAUUAACAUCAAGGCCCCCAAGAUCUCUAUGCCAGAUGUUGAUCUGGAGUUAAAAGGACCCAAAGUAAAAGGAGCCUUUGAUGGGUCUGUUCCUAAGAUUGAAGGUACUCUCAAAGGACCUGAAAUAGACAUGAAAGGUCCAGGUCUGGAUUUUGAAGGCCCUGAUGCUAAACUUAGUGGUCCUAAUUUGAAGAUGCCAUCACUGGAGGUACCUGUUCCUAAAAUAAGUGGGCCUGAUGCUAAUGUGCACCUCAAGACACCAAAUGUUGGAAUUUCUGGGCCUAAGUUAGGAGGAGGUGAAGUUGACCUCAGGGGGCCUAAAGUUGAUUUAGAAACUCCAAGCUUAGAUGUCCACAUGGAGAGUCCAGAUAUUAAUAUUGAAGGGCCAGAUGUUAAAGUUCCGAAGUUUAAAAAACCCAAGUUUGGAUUUGGUGCAAAAAGCCCCAAAGCUGACAUUAAGACCCCCACAGUUGAUGUGACUGUCCCUGAAGCAGAACUGAGUGUUGAGACUCCUGAGAUAAACAUUGGUGGCAAGGGCAAGAAAAGCAAGUUUAAAAUGCCUAAAAUUCACAUGAGUGGCCCUAAAGUCAAGACCAAGAAACAGGGAUUUGAUUUGAAUGUUCCUGGAGGUGAGAUUGAUGCCAGCCUCAAAGUUCCUGAUGUGGAUGUCAGCGUUGCAGGGCCUGAUGCUGCGCUCAAAGCUGAAGUAAAAUCUCCCAAAGUCAAGAAAACCAUGUUUGGAAAAAUGUACUUUCCGGAUGUAGAGUUUGACAUUAAGUCACCCAAAUUUAAAGCAGAGGCUGCCUUACCCAGCCCCAAGCUCGAGGGUGAAAUCAAGGUACCAGAUGUGGAUAUUUCUUCACCCGGGGUGAAUGUGGAAGCUCCUGAUAUUCACGUGAAAGCUCCCAAGUUCAAGGUGCCAGGCGUGGAAGCCGCAGGGCCAAAAAUAGAGGGCAACUUGAAAGGUCCCAAGGUGCAGGCAAACCUGGACACACCAGACAUCAAUAUCCAAGGUCCGGAAGCUAAAAUCAAAACCCCCUCUUUUAGUGUGUCGGCUCCUCAAGUCUCCAUACCCGAUGUGAAUGUUAAAUUGAAAGGACCAAACAUAAAGGGUGAUGUUCCCAGUGUGGGACUGGAAGGACCUGACGUAGAUCUGCAGGGUCCAGAAGGAAAAAUCAAGUUCCCCAAGUUUUCAUUGCCCAAGAUCAGUGCCCCUGGUGUGAAAAUGGGAGGUGGGAGCACUGAGAUCCAUGCUCAGAUGCCCUCUCUUGAAGCAGGGUUGAGCACAUCAGAUAUUAAGUUUGAAGGGCCUGGUGUGUCUCUAAAAGGCCCAGGAGUGGACUUGCCUUCGGUGGACCUCUCUCUGCCAAAAGUAUCUGGGCCUGAUCUUGACCUGAACUUGAAAGGACCAAGUCUGAAGGGAGACGUGGCUGCCUCCAGUCCCAGCAUGAAGUUGCAUGCCCCAGGUCUUGACAUGAAAGGUGUUGCUGGAAAAGUACAGAUAGGAGCAGAUGGUGUGAAAGUGUCGGGGACUGAUGCCACAGCAGCACUUAGUGUGGGGGCACCAGAUGUGACACUGAAGGGAUCAAGUCUCCAGGGAGAUCUGGCUGUGUCUGGAGACAUCAAGUGUCCUAAAGUAUCUGUGGGUACUCCAGAGGUUAGCGUGGAGGCCCUAGAAGGUGGUGUCAAACUUCCCCAAAUGAAGCUGCCUCAGUUUGGUAUCUCCACUCCGGGCUCUGACUUGGACAUUAACAUCAAGGGGCCACAAGUUUGUGGAGAACUACAGGGGUCAGGGACGGAUGUGAACCUGAAAGGACCUCAGAUCUCAGCACCAGGCAUGGACUUUAACUUGGAAGGACCAAAAGUGAGGGGGAGCCUUGGAGCCACUGGUGAAUUGAAAGGCCCAUCGAUUGGGGGAGGUCUUCCAGGCAUCAGCAUUCAAGGCCCAGAAGGAAACCUCCAAAUGCCUGGAAUUAAGGCUUCCGGAUGUGAUGUGAAAGUCUCAUCAGGGCAGAUUUCUGGUCCUGAAAUUAAAGGAGAUCUGAAAGGUUCAGGAAUAGGUCUUCAUGGAGCGGUUCCUGACCUAAGUGUCAAAGGGCCUUCCUUUAAUAUGGCAUCUCCUGAGUCAGAUUUUGGUGUCAGCUUGAAGGGUCCCAAAGUCAAAGGAGGUGUGGAUGUUUCAGGGGGUGUCAGUGUCCCAGAUAUCAACCUGGGUGAAGGGCAUAUGAAUGUCAAAGGCUUUGGAGGUGAGUGGAAGGGACCCCAAGUCUCUUCUUCUGUAAACUUGGAUACAACUAAACUUGUUGGGAACCUUCAUUUCUCAGGACCAAAGAUAGAAGGAGAUGUGAAAGGGGGCCAGAUUGGACUCCAGGGUCCCGGGCUGAGUGUGUCUGGGCCUCAAGGUCACUUGGAAAGUGGAUCUGGAAAAGUAACAUUCCCCAAGAUGAAGAUCCCUAAAUUUACCUUCUCUGGCCGUGAGCUCACUGGUAGAGAAGUAGGGGUGGAUGUCAACUUCCCUAAUGUGGAGGCCAAUGUGCAGGCUGGUGCUGGAGAAGGCGAGUUGGAAGAGUCUGCAGUCAAACUUAAGAAAUCCAAAAUCAAAAUGCCCAAGUUUACCUUUUCUAAACCUAAAGGGAAAGGUGGUGUCACUGGGUCACCAGAAGCAUCCGUUUCUGGGUCCAAAGGGGACCUGAAGAGCUCAAAGGCCAGCUUGGGCUCUCUGGAGGGAGAGGCGGAAGCGGAAACAUCGUCACCCAAAGGCAAAUUCUCCCUAUUCAAAAGCAAGAAGCCAAGAAACCGCUCCAACUCCUUCAGCGACGAGAGGGAGUUCUCAGCGCCUUCCACCCCAACUGGGACUUUGGAGUUUGCAGGUGGAGAAGGUAAAGGCAAACACGGGAAGCUGAAAUUUGGUACCUUUGGUGGCUUGGGAUCAAAGAGCAAAGGUCAUUAUGAGGUUACUGGGAGUGAUGACGAGGCAGGCAAGUUACAGGGGAGUGGAGUGUCCUUGGCCUCAAAGAAGUCCCGACUGUCUUCCUCCUCCAGCAAUGACAGCGGGACUAAACUUGGCAUCCAGCUUCCUGAGGUAGAAAUAUCAGUUUCCACAAAGAAAGAGUAGUGGGCCUUCAUGCAUGUACAUAUAUAAAUACAUAAAACAUCAGCCUUGGGUGUGUUUGUAUAUAAACUCCAAAGGAAACACCCCAGCGGCCUCAGCAAUAAUGCAAAGAUCUUGCCUCUGCCAGUGGCAAGUGCGGACAAACCCAAGUGCCUGUAGGCUCCUGGGACUUUGCAGCUCGGUGACGAGUUCUCAGCUUAUCUGGCCCAUGUGCAAAGUCAACAGUAUUUGCCUUAAGAUUUCAGUUUUUUUUUUUUUUUGGUUUCUUUUUCUUUUUUUUUCCUUUUUUUUUUUUUUUGCAUUGAACGCUGAGAGCUCUUGUUUACUAAGCAAGCUUUUGCGUUUAUCUUCCCUAUUUUUACUGAACCUCGUUAGUACCUGGGUAACGGGAAACCCACUCCUUAUUUUCAUUGUAAUGACUUUGGCGGCUUUUGUGAGUAAGGGAGGGUGAGAUAAAAGGUGGCAGAGGAGGCGAGGUCUUAAUUGCUCUAAAGGUUGGACCUGUACAAACCGUGAAGCCCUGGCAUGGCCCUGACGAGGCGGCAGCCAGUGGGGUGGUUGUUUCUCAAUCUCUAUAGCAUGGCUUCUUAAUCCCCAGGUGUGUUAGUCCCAGCCUAGUUUGGUGCUCAAGGUGAGAGGGGAUUCGAAUCUGUUCGCAAGUUGUCUAACCCAUCAGGUCAAUGUGAGGGGGCUUACAUUCUGGGUUUGGUAAGAAAAGUAUUCACUCAUGACCGAUGUGUCUUGAGAAAAGUUCCGAUUUCUUUAACAAAUGUCAUCGUGAUUAAAGAAAUGUCUGGCACUUUAAUGACAAAUUAAUGGAGAAUGUAUGAAAGUCCAUGCUGUACAAGCCAAAUAAAGCUCUUUAUUAACCCUGA